AUCUUGAUUAUAACCUUAUUUCUCAAUUAAAAGUGAUUUUAUUUAAAUAUACAGCACCAGAAAAGGCUAUGACUACUGCGGCAAAUCAUAAUGCGGGUGUGUGUAACAUUAAAGAAGAAUUUAUCAUUCAUAGAACUGAAAAAAAUAUUGAAAUAAUAAGCACCGAUAAUGUAGCAAAAAGAAAGUUGGACGACGAAAAUGUUGACUGCGAUAUUAAAAAGGCAAAAUGUAAUGAUAAUUCUUGUUUAGGAAAAGUAAAAAAGAGAGGACAAAAUAAAGCUAGACCAAAAACUUAUCAAGAUGAUAAACAAAACAAACCAUGCCCAAGUAUUAUUAAUGUUUCAUCAAAAGAUGAAACAAAACCUUGUCAAUAUGCUAAUUGUAAGUUCAUUCAUAAUUAUCUAGAAUAUUUAAAAAUAAAAAAAGAAGAUAUAGGCAAAGAAUGUCACGUUUUUAAUCUUAGGGGAAGAUGUCCACGCGGUAUUGCUUGUCGUUUUGGCUCUAAACAUAUUUCAGACGAAGGCUACAAUAUAGUGAAUGAGGAGAAGGCUAAGUUGUGGUUAGAAGAUACGAAAAAUACCAUGCAAUCAUCUUUACAAAUACAGUUACAAAAAAGGAGGUAUGACUUCUCCUUGGCUGAAAAAUUAGUGAAAGCAUUAGAUGAUGCACGGAAAGCAAAAAAAAGUGAUCCUAAUUAUGAUAACAAAUCGGUAUCUAAUAAUGACAGUGAUACUAAGGAAAAAUGUAGGGGACCUAUAACUGAUGAGGACCUGAUAAAGUUAUUACCAAGAGAAAAAAAGGAAAUUGAUUGGAGGGAUAAGUUAUAUUUGAGUCCACUUACUACAGUGGGUAACCUCCCUUUCAGAAGAAUCUGUAAGUCAUUUGGUGCUGAUGUAACAUGUGGGGAAAUGGCACUUUGUGAAUCCUUACUAAAAGGUACGAAACAAGAAUGGGCAUUAGUCAAAAGACAUGAAUCAGAAGAUCUAUUUGGUGCCCAAAUAUGUGGAAACAAUCCUUUUGCAAUCACCAAAGUUGCUCAACUUUUACAAGAGAAUGCAGAAUUAGAUUUUAUUGACCUCAACUUAGGAUGUCCUAUAGAUUUAAUAUAUAAAAAAGGUGGUGGCACAGCUAUGAUGCAUAGACUGCCAGCUUUGGAAACUUCUGUAAGGGGAGCUUCAAGUAUAUUAAGUAUUCCAUUCACUAUAAAAAUGAGAACUGGGGUUUAUCAAGAUAAGAAAAUAGCUCAUACCAUUGUACCACAAAUGAGGGAAUGGGGUGCUUCUCUCAUUACUUUACAUGGCCGAUCAAGAGAAGCAAGAUACACAAAAAUGUCAGAUUGGGAAUACAUUGAAAUGUGUGCAAAAGCGGCUUCUCCAUGUCCUCUCUAUGGGAAUGGUGAUAUUUUAUGUUAUGAUGAUUAUAUACAGCGAAAAGCCUUAGCACCAACAGUUCAAGGUGUGAUGAUUGGUAGGGGAGCACUUAUAAAACCAUGGAUUUUUACAGAAAUUAAAGAACAGAGACUUUGGGAUAUAAGCAGCACUGAAAGAUUUGAGAUUAUUAAAAAAUUCACAAACUAUGGACUAGAACAUUGGGGUUCUGACACACAAGGUGUAGAAAACACAAGACGCUUUUUAUUAGAAUGGCUCUCUUUCUUAUAUCGCUAUGUUCCCGUGGGGCUGUUAGAAAGACCACCUCAAAAGAUAAAUGAAAGGCCUCCUAGUUAUUUUGGAAGAAAUGAUUUAGAGACUUUAAUGGCAUCUGGAAACUGUUCCGACUGGAUUAAAAUAAGUGAAAUGCUUCUGGGACCUGUACCUGAAGGCUUUAUAUUUUUACCAAAACAUAAGGCUAAUUCUUAUUAGAAUAGUCUCAUAUUUUUAUUUAAUAACCAACUAAGCUGUUUUGUUACAUUUGUAAUGUAAGAAUGUAAAAAUCAGAUUAUGAUGAUUCAUGUUUAUAGUACUUAUAAGAAAUUAUAGUUGUUAUAUUAUUA
Molecule: messenger RNA, 1990 nt
Organism: Colias croceus (clouded yellow)
Lineage: Eukaryota; Metazoa; Arthropoda; Insecta; Lepidoptera; Pieridae
Gene: Dus3
Product: tRNA-dihydrouridine(47) synthase [NAD(P)(+)]-like
Exons: 1
Coding region: 69-1859 (596 amino acids)
Molecular function (GO): metal ion binding; RNA binding; tRNA dihydrouridine synthase activity
Source: RefSeq, a predicted model, not a curated record